UCGCCGUCUGGUACCAAAAGUCGCCUGCUACGAUCAAGAAGAUUUGACACCUUUGAUGGCAGUACAGAAUGGACUUUUAUGACAGUUCAUAGCUGGGGUGAACUUGCAUCCGGGACAUGGACAUUACAACUUGAAACGACUGAUUCAACAACAGUUUUUGGUCUGGACUCCUGGAAACUGAUCUUGUACGGUACUGAAAUGCCUGCUGCUAACAACCCUCUGGCACAAGUCUCCAAAGAACCUACAUGUGAGGAGAACAACAACAACAACACAGGGGCAAUAGUAGGCGGAGUUUUAGGGGGCGUGGCAUUGUUUGCAGUAGCGGCAUUUUUGGUUUAUAUGCUCGUGAUAAAGAAGCCUUUCAAAGAUCCUACAGUAUACCCAACUGGUACAAAUGGGCCUGCUCAUAUCAGUUAUCAAAGUUGAUGCAGAUUUGUUGCAAUGAAAAUGGUACAAAAAAGAACCACUUUUAUUCUAGACUAUAUCGGAUCUUGUAAUAUGUGUCAACUAUAUACGUUGCAAUUGUAAUUGUUUAUUAUCGUGUAAUUCUUUACUUUCAUCGUAUAGUUUUAAUACUCAUUCCUAUAUAUUUAUAUUUUUCAACUGAUAUUAUCUUUUAUAUUGUUUUGUAAGACUUGUAUAAAUCUCAAAUAAUGAUUGUAGUAUGUUUAUGUUAGUAUAUGUCUUACAUCAUUUCUAAGGACUUCUUUUCUGUAUCAAGACGUGUUCCUGUG
Molecule: messenger RNA, 734 nt
Organism: Mercenaria mercenaria
Lineage: Eukaryota; Metazoa; Mollusca; Bivalvia; Venerida; Veneridae
Exons: 3
Coding region: 79-426 (115 amino acids)
Biological process (GO): proteolysis
Molecular function (GO): serine-type endopeptidase activity
Source: RefSeq, a predicted model, not a curated record